Messenger RNA from Thunnus maccoyii (southern bluefin tuna), 907 nucleotides. It is a transcript of the gene btf3l4, whose product is annotated as basic transcription factor 3-like 4. The record is from RefSeq and is a predicted model, not a curated record. Bases 115 to 591 code for a protein of 158 amino acids. NCBI's taxonomy places the organism in Eukaryota, Metazoa, Chordata, Actinopteri, Scombriformes, Scombridae. The transcript is spliced from 6 exons.
CAGCUGGUCGGAAACGAAGAAGGAGAAGAAGAAGAAGAAGAAGAAGAAGGAAAAAUUCAUAACCUCCAUCUUUCAGUGCCGCAUGCCUCUGUGGAUAUCAGAGCAGUUGAAAACAUGAAUCAAGAAAAAUUGGCUAAACUUCAAGCCCAGGUCCGGAUAGGAGGAAAGGGCUCUGCACGCAGGAAGAAGAAGGUGGUACACAGAACUGCGACUGCUGAUGACAAAAAGCUCCAGAGUUCACUAAAGAAGUUGGCUGUCAACAAUAUUGCUGGAAUUGAGGAGGUCAACAUGAUCAAGGAUGACGGGACUGUGAUCCACUUCAACAACCCCAAAGUGCAGGCCUCCCUGUCUGCCAACACAUUCGCCAUCACGGGCCACGCUGAGACCAAGCAGCUGACGGAGAUGCUCCCCGGCAUCCUCAGUCAGCUGGGAGCCGACAGCCUCAGCAGCCUGCGCAAACUGGCAGAACAGUUCCCUCGGCAAGCUCUCGACAGCAAAGCUCCAAAAGCAGAGGACAUUGAGGAAGAGGAUGAUGAUGUUCCAGAUCUGGUGGAGAACUUCGAUGAAGCGUCAAAGAAUGAAGCAAACUGAUGAAACAUGAGGUUCUUGUGCACAUGAAACUGGACUGCAACAAAGCAAGAAACCUUCUCCGGUGUUUAUAAGUGUAGACAUAUCAGACACUACCCCCCACAAACCAGAGACUUUUCUAUUUCCCAAUGGCCUCUGGAUAUCUGAGUCAGACUGGCUUGUGCACAAACCCCCCCCCAAAAAAAACAACUCCCUUCUGGUAAAAGGUUAAGUCCCUUCACCACAUUGUCAGUCAUGGUCAGGAUUACAGUGGUCAUUAAAGCUAGUCUUAAGACUUUUUUUGUUUAUGAAACAAAAUAAAGGUGAUUAACAUUUUUUA